Messenger RNA from Daucus carota subsp. sativus, 2572 nucleotides. RefSeq names its product F-box/FBD/LRR-repeat protein At1g13570. Lineage: Eukaryota; Viridiplantae; Streptophyta; Magnoliopsida; Apiales; Apiaceae. The record is from RefSeq and is a predicted model, not a curated record. Bases 1232 to 2401 code for a protein of 389 amino acids. The transcript is spliced from 5 exons. Gene Ontology annotation, molecular function: protein binding.
GAUUUCUGACUUAUUUUGUUUUGGUAGACUGUUAGCCGACAUAUAGCGUGGUGCUCCAUUACAACGAUGUUAUCUUGAAAAAGGAAAACUAGUCACAAAUAACCACUUGCAGACAGUUACAGACUUGCAGUACUACAAAACACUAGCCCAUUAGAGUGGUACAAAUCACCACUUGCAGACAGUUAUAGUACUACAAAACACUAGUCGUAACACUACUUACUGAUCCAUAUGGUCAAGUGAAUUUUUUGGAUUAUCAAUGAUGCACAACUGUGACGAGUUUAUAAUUUUUAUUCGAGUAUAAGCCAAUAUAUAUACUACAACUUUUAUUUUGUCCCUUCCUAUAUUAUGCUCAGGUCCAACCUACUCUAUAAUGUAUAAAUAUGCACCGGAUCAUAGGGUAGCAUACCGUAUAUGUUGAUAUUUGAGUAAUCUGAUAUUCUUAUUGCACAAGCUUUUAUUUUGUAAAAAUAUUUAAGGAAGAAAUGAUUGUCUUUAGUGAAGCACUUCAUUAAACACCUGGUCUGAAACAACUUAUUGUUUUUCUCUAUGCUCAACUAUCCCUAUCAAUUGGAGUCUGAACCACCUUUGAAAACCGAGUGGCAACUGCUAAGUUCCACAAGCUCCCUGCGGCUCUCACCUUCUUCAACUUGAAUUGCUGUCUUUCUUUUCUGUUCAAAGUUUUCAAAGUGGCAAGAAAAUCUUCAUCAUCACUUUUCUUAAAUCCACUGUUUUUUUUAAAAUUACAAGUUGGCUAACGAGAGCCUUGGGUUUCUUUUGUUCCAAUUAUUGCAAUUUAUUUCAAUUGCUGAUGGGCCAGACAUAUAUUGCAGCAGUGAAAAGAAUCAGUACAAAUUGGUCACCUGAUUUGGCAGAAGUGAGAGAAAGGUCUAGAUUGAGUUGGCAAGAAGAUUAAGUUAAAAUAAUGUGGUAUUGGGGUGGAACCGGAAAGUCCUUAUUGGUUGAAGAGAAAAAAUAAUAAUGAUUUAUAGGUGAAUGAAGUUGUUGUCUGCAGAGGCGUAGUUGUGGUUUAUAUUUGUAAUGUGUUAUUUAGCGAUCAUGUGCUGUGUGUAAAGUUGGCUUCUAUUGCUGAUGGGCCCUAUAUAUACUAAAACUUAUCAUCCUCUCCCAUUCGGAUGGCGGCGGCCCCCUCCCUUCUUUUCCUGUUUCUCAGAUUAUUGCUCCGCAUACGAAGAUUACUACCUUCAAUCUCUGGCUUUUCCAGGGAUAUUAAAUGGGUGAAUUCUCAAGGAAAGAUUAUAUCAGUCAUCUGCCUCAAAGCAUUAUUGAAACCAUCCUAGCAAAAGUCCCAACAAGAGAUGCCGUUAGAACCAGCAUCUUGUCUAAAAAGUGGAGGUAUCAAUGGGCUACCAUGACACAGCUCGUACUUGACGAAGAAUAUAUGGGUUUUUCUUGCUACAGAAAUGUUUCUAGGAAUAAAAUUUUAAGAUUUAUCGUACGAUAUUUUUUACUUCAUGACGGCCCAAUUCAUAAGUUCAAAAUAUCUACUUUAUACUCCAUAAGUUCUACUGAGAUGGAUACAUGGCUGCUUUUCCUAUCAAGGAAAGAUAUAAAGGAGUUGCUUCUUGAGGUGUGGCAGUCCAGAAACUAUUGGAAUUUCCAGACCAGAAACUAUUGGAUUUUCCGCACACCUUCUUGUAUAUUUUCUUGUCAAAAACUGACCAGAUUGAAGCUUUAUCGGUUUAAAGUGGAGCCUCCUUUGGGAUUUCAAGGAUUUCCCUGUUUGAAGUACCUAAACCUUUUUGGCGGCAAUGUUACUAUUGAGGUUAUUGAAAACCUUAUUUCAGGUUGCCCUCUGCUCGAGAAGUUUAAAUUUAAUAAUGAAGACAUUUUAGCUUUGACCGUCUGCUCCCCAAAUCUGAAGCAUCUUACUGUGAGAGGGAUAUUUAAAUACAUAUAUCUUGAGCAUACUCCGCUUCUGGUUCAUUUAAUAUUAGACUUCACUUCACUGCAAUGGGAAGAUAAUGUGCCUGUGAGAGUUCCAGUAACACAUAACUGUCUAAAGGUUAUUUCGCUUGGGGAAAUAAAUUUUGAAGAGAUGAAGCAAGUCUCGUAUGUUCGUCAGUUGCUUUUGCAGUCUCCUAAUCUGCAAGAACUUCAUAUAGUAGCUGGAGACGUUAAAUGUCUUAAUCCGAAUGCUGCUGGUAUGGAUUUUUGGGAGAGAGAGUUUCCUACUGAUUUCACCUUCAAGCACCUCAAAAUAGUAAAUAUGGAUUACUCGUGCAGCAGAAUCGACAUAGCAUUCCUCAUAUUUGUGCUUGGACGAUCCCCAGUGCUUGAGAAGAUGUGCAUCAAACUUGAAUCUUUUGAUGAUAUAUCAGAUGCUGAAUUGUCGCGUCUUCAACAAGCUUCUGCAAAUAUCCAACUGCAUUUGUUUGACUAGUCAUCUUUAUCCAUGUCUUCGUUUCACUAGUCAUCUUAUCCCAGCAUUUCCUUUCUUUUGCAAAUUAUGGAUUUCAGAAGACUUUCAGUUCAUGUGGAUGUAUAACUAUAUUACCUGCUAUUUUACUCCUUUUGUACAAACAAGGGAGUUAUUUUAUCUUUUAUUCUUAUA